Molecule: messenger RNA, 513 nt
Organism: Ilex paraguariensis (yerba mate)
Lineage: Eukaryota; Viridiplantae; Streptophyta; Magnoliopsida; Aquifoliales; Aquifoliaceae
Source: the annotation of a GenBank genome assembly
CUUUUCAAACUCUGUUUUUCAACUUCGACGAAGGACUGGCCUCUAUAAGAAAUCCACAGACUCCUCCUCUUCCAUAAGCCCAGACACUACUCCCUUCUGAAACUCACAUAGGCUCUUCAUCUUCUCUCACAGCAAAACAUGGCCUUACCUGUUCAUGGUAAUCCAGACGGAAGCCAUGAUAGUCCCAGUCUUUUUGGCUUUUCCUCUUCCUCAUCAUUUUCUACUCUCCCUCCCCUUUCAUCAUCAACUUCGUCAUCACAAUCUGGAACUGGGUUUGGCUGUUUACCCUCUACCAACAGUUCAUUUCGGUUCACCAUUCAAAGCAAACCUCGCCGUCACUUAACAUCUCGAGCCCGUACCAGGUCCGCUCCGUCUAGCCGGUCAAGUACGCCGGAGUUACCCAAACCUUCUUGUCCUCCGAAGAAUGUUCAAACCUCCGGGGAAGAUACCAAAGCCGAAAUCACCCGUACUGAGCAGGUGAAAGAAUACGCUUCAUUUUUUGUGAUCAUAUGA